This is a messenger RNA of Nematolebias whitei (Rio pearlfish), 648 nucleotides long. Its product is annotated as apoptosis-associated speck-like protein containing a CARD. The transcript has 3 exons. The record is from RefSeq and is a predicted model, not a curated record. NCBI's taxonomy places the organism in Eukaryota, Metazoa, Chordata, Actinopteri, Cyprinodontiformes, Rivulidae. Bases 1 to 648 code for a protein of 215 amino acids. Gene Ontology annotation, biological process: inflammatory response; regulation of apoptotic process; innate immune response.
AUGGCUCCUCAAACCCCCAAGAGGCUCCUGUCCAACGUCCUGGAGGACUUGACCAAGUCCGACAUGGAGAAGUUCCGCCACGAACUGCAGGACCGCCGGAGCGGGACCCGGCGGGUCCGUCGGAACCAGCUGGAGGGAAAGUCCAUCUUGGAGGUGUCGGACGUGAUGAUCCAGGUCUUCACGGAGAAAGAAGCCCUGAAGAUGGCCGUGGACAUCCUCCGGGACAUCGGCUGCUGUCAGGACGCGGACGUCCUAGCUGAACAGAUACGUUUAAACUCCUCCAGCGAUGAAGGUUCAGCCAACGCUGCUUCCAGUGAUGCCGAGCACUGUUAUAAAGAAAUGCACAUUCGUCUUUUUAAAUAUAUAUAUAUUUUUUAUGUUUUCUCAGAGGAGCACUUUGUGGACAAACACAGAGACCAGCUGAUCCAGAGAGUGUCCAACGUUUCCGCCAUCUUGGAUCAGCUUUUAAAGGAAAAAGUGAUUACAGAUGAAAUUUAUGAUGAUAUCAGAUCCAAACCAACCAGUGUAGCCAAGAUGAGGGAGAUCUACACUGGUCCAAUGAAAGGAGGAAAAUGCUGCAAAGAUGUCUUGUACAAAAUCCUUAAAAAUCUGGAACCAUUUCUCAUCGCCGACCUCGAGGGAAACUAA